AUGAAGAAUUUGGAUAGUACACCAUAUAAUUCUGGUGAAGAUACUACAUUACUUCCUGAAAUACCAUAUGAACAAGCUAAAUUUGAGAUUAAGUCAAUUGAAAGUGAACUAAAAGACUGGUUUUUAACAAGAAGAUUUAAUAUGGAGAGAAACUUAGCAAUUAAAAUUUUACUAGAUCACCAUAAUUACACAGGAAUAUCGAUAAAUAAUCCAAAUUUACCACCAAAAUACAAAAUAUUGUGGGAUAACUUAGUUAAUAAAAAGCCUGAAUUAGAAGAUUCCCUUAGUAAUGCAGCAAAACAAAAGAUAGUGGAUAUAUAUUUAGAUAUAUUUAGAAAUUCAACGAAAAUUGACCAUCCUUGUAGAAUACCUGGUGGACUAUAUUUACGAUGUUUAAAAUCAAAUUCAAAUAUGUUAAGACAUAAUAGAGAAAAACUUUGUAUUGAAUUAUUCAAUUCAUUUAAUACAUGUAGAGAUAAAAUUAAACAAGAGAACCAAAAUAAUUUAAGAUAUUUAAAGUUGAAGCAAGAUAUAUCUGAUAAUAGAGCAAAAGUAAGUUUAUAA
Molecule: messenger RNA, 564 nt
Organism: Cryptosporidium muris RN66
Lineage: Eukaryota; Apicomplexa; Conoidasida; Eucoccidiorida; Cryptosporidiidae
Exons: 5
Coding region: 1-564 (187 amino acids)
Source: RefSeq, a predicted model, not a curated record